This is a messenger RNA of Cannabis sativa, 4810 nucleotides long. RefSeq names its product ABC transporter C family member 10. Gene Ontology annotation, biological process: transmembrane transport. Gene Ontology annotation, cellular component: vacuolar membrane; plant-type vacuole. NCBI's taxonomy places the organism in Eukaryota, Viridiplantae, Streptophyta, Magnoliopsida, Rosales, Cannabaceae. Gene Ontology annotation, molecular function: ATP hydrolysis activity; ATP binding; ABC-type transporter activity. The record is from RefSeq and is a predicted model, not a curated record. Bases 214 to 4590 code for a protein of 1458 amino acids. The transcript is spliced from 12 exons.
UUUUUUUUUAGAAAAAGAAAUACAUGUAUUAUGGGAUUUGGAUAAUUAAUAUUGGUGGAUUAAUAUAGUUGUAUUUGUAUUGUAUGUAUUGUUGGUUUUGUUAGACUUUGGAAAUUGAGAAAGACAACCACACAUGACACAGCAGAGACUUAAUUUGGACUAGUUGACUGCUCAUAAGAUCUCUGAAAAUAAUAAAGAAAAAGAAGAAGAAAGAUGAUGAAGAGAGAAGAUAUGUGGACUAAGUUUUGUGAUGAUCAUUCUGGUAGUUCAUCACCAUUUGAGUUUCUGAGUCAUACUUCUUCAUGCUCCAAAGAUGGUUUGAUGAUCUGUUUAGAUGUUAUUCUUUUACUCCUGCUUUUGAUCACCAUGAUUAAAAGACCAUCAUCAUCAUCAAUACCGGCUCAUGUUAUGCCUCGAUUUCAAGGCUUUUCGGUUCUGCAGAUGAUGUCAGCUGUAUUAAGCAGCGGUAUUGGAUUGUCCUACUUGUGUUUUGGCUUAUGGAUUUUACAAGAGAAGCUAAGGCAAAUAAGUACAGCUAUGCCUUUGAAUCGAUGCCUUGUAGCCUUAUUUCAAGGCUUUACUUGGUUAUUUGUGGGAUUGACAGUAAGUCUCAAGGUGAAACAGCUUGUAAGAUCACUGGUUCAGCUGUUAUCUAUUCUUGCCACUUUGUCUGCUGGAUUUGCUUGUGCAAUGUCUUUGUUCGUGGCCAUUUCGAUCAAAAAAGUGACGAUUAUGAUAGUUUUAGAUGUUUUAUCUCUUCCAAUAGCAGUUCUUUUACUCAUAUGUACUUACAAGAACUGUCAAGAAGAUGGUGAGGCUAAUGAUGAUCAUGAUUCGGUUACCCCAUUUGCCAAUGCAGGUUUUUUCAGCAAGUUAUCAUUUUGGUGGCUAAGUUCAAUGAUGAAAAAGGGUAGGAAGAAAACUCUUGAGAAUGAAGAUAUACCGAAACUGAGAGAGGCAGAAAGAGCUAGAAAUUGUUACUUGAUGUUCUUGGAGAAACUUAACAAGCAAAAAGACCAUUCUUCUAAGCCAUCAAUGUGGAAGAUAAUCAUGUUUUGCCACUGGAAAGAGAUUUUGGUAUCUGGGUUCUUUGCUUUACUAAAGAUUUUGACUCUUUCUGCUGGUCCUUUGCUUCUUAAUGCCUUCAUUUUGGUUUUUGAAGGGAAAGGGAGCUUUAAAUAUGAAGGUUAUGUAUUGGUCAUAAUUCUCUUCUUUUCAAAAUGUCUUGAAUCUGUCUCACAAAGACAAUGGUACUUCAGAAGCAGAAUAAUUGGUGUAAAAGUGAGAUCUUUGCUCACUGCUCUCAUUUACAAGAAGCAGCUUAGAUUAUCUAAUGCUGCUAGGUUGAUUCAUUCUAGUGGUGAGAUUAUGAAUUAUGUUACUGUUGAUGCCUAUAGGAUUGGAGAAUUCCCAUUUUGGUUUCAUCAAACUUGGACAACUAGUCUCCAACUCUGUCUGGCGUUGCUAAUUCUUUUUCAAGCGGUUGGAUUGGCCUCGAUGGCAGCCUUGGUGGCGAUAAUCUUGUCCAUGAUUUGCAAUGCCCCACUUGCUAAGUUAGAACACAAGUUCCAAACAAAGCUUAUGAAGGCUCAAGAUAAAAGGCUGAAUGCUCUCUCUAAGGCUAUUGUGAAUAUGAAAGUUUUGAAACUUUAUGCAUGGGAAACUCACUUCAAGAAUGUGAUACAAAGUUUGAGGAAGGUGGAGCUUAAAUGGUUAUUGGCAUUGCAGUUUCGAAAAUGUUAUAAUACUAUUAUUGUUUGGUCAUCACCUGUUUUUGUCUCAGUUGUAACAUUUGGAGCAUGCUAUUUUCUCAAAGUUCCAAUGCAUGCCAACAAUGUUUUCACUUUCAUAGCAACUCUACGCCUUCUUCAGGACCCCGUUAAAGCUAUACCUGAAGUUAUCGGUGUGGUGAUUCAAGCAAAGGUUGCUUUUGCACGAAUACUAAACUUCCUAGAGUCUCCAGAGUUGCAGACCGCGAGAGUUAAACAAAGGCUUGACACGAGGAGUGUGGAGAAAGCCAUUGUGAUCAGUUCAGCAGAUUUUUCAUGGGAGAAGAAUAGAUCAAAGCCAAAUUUAAGAAACAUAAAUUUACAGGUUAGUCCUGGCGAAAAGGUGGCUAUAUGUGGAGAGGUUGGCUCGGGGAAAUCAAGCCUUUUAGCAGCCAUUCUUGGUGAAGUUCCAACUGUUCAAGGAAAUAUUCAAGUUUUUGGGAAGAUUGGCUAUGUUUCUCAAACAGCAUGGAUCCAAACAGGAACAAUACAAGACAAUAUCUUAUUUGGCUCCACUUUGGAGAAUCAAAGGUACAUAGAAACACUUGAGAGAUGUUCACUAGUAAAGGACUUUGAGUUGCUUCCUCAUGGAGACAAAACUGAAAUCGGUGAGAGAGGAGUAAAUUUGAGUGGCGGUCAGAAGCAACGGAUCCAACUUGCUCGUGCUCUUUAUCAAAAUGCAGAUAUAUAUCUGUUGGAUGAUCCAUUCAGUGCUGUUGAUGCACAUACAGCCACAAGCUUGUUUAAUGAAUAUGUUAUGGAAGCACUUGCAGAUAAAGUAGUCCUCCUUGUGACACAUCAAGUUGAUUUCUUGCCUGCAUUUGAUUCUGUUAUGUUGAUGUCUGAUGGGAAAAUUUUAGAAUCAGCUCCUUACAAUGAAUUAUUGCUAAAAAGCAAAGAUUUUCAAGACCUUGUGAAUGCACACAAAGAGACUGCUGGUUCUGAAAGUCUUGCUUAUGUAAAUACCACAAAGAAACUUGGAACAUCUAACAAGGUUAUGAAGAAGAGUUUUAGAGAGAAUCAAGAUCAAGUAUCAACAGGAGAUCAGUUGAUUAAGGAAGAAGAAAGAGAUAUAGGGAACACAGGAUUUAAGACACUUAAAAAAUAUCUAAACCAGAACAAAGGAUACUUGUUCUUCUUCUUAUUCAUCUUCUUCCACCUUACAUUUGUGAUUGGACAGAUCUUGCAAAACUCAUGGAUGGCUGCCAAUGUUGACAAUUCUCAUGUCAGCACAUUGAAGUUAAUAGUGGUUUACUUGUUGAUUGGAAUUGGCUCAAUAGUAGUAUUACUUUUCAGAUCCUUUGCUAUGGUUUACUUAAGUAUUGAGUCAUCAAAAUCUCUAUUUUCACAACUACUUACCUCCCUCUUUCGAUCACCAAUUUCCUUUUUCGACUCCACGCCUUUUGGAAGGAUCCUUAGUCGGGUUUCAUCUGAUUUGAGCAUAGUGGAUUUGGAUGUCUCAUUUAGCUUACUCUUCACUGUUGGUGCCUGCAUUACUUUUACUGCUAAUCUUUUAGUAUUAGCUGUUAUCACUUGGCAAAUCUUAAUUGUCUCACUACCAACAAUUUAUUUUGCUAUCAAAUUACAGAGAUAUUACAUUUCCACUGCUAAAGAAUUAAUGAGGAUCAAUGGUACAACCAAGUCAUUGGUAGCAAACCAUCUUGCCGAGUCUUUAGCUGGAGUCUCGACGAUUAGAUCCUUCGAAGAGGAAGAACGCUUCUUUGCAAAGAAUCUAGAACUUGUUGACAUGAACACUAGCCCAUUUCUUCACAUCUUUGCAACAAAUGAAUGGCUAAUCGAACGGUUAGAAAUACUCAGUGCAGUAAUUCUUACUUCAGCAGCAUUUUGCAUGGUCAUUUUCCCCCCUAAAACUUUUAGCUCAGGAUUUAUUGGAAUGGCACUAUCUUAUGGCUUCUCAUUGAACAAUUCCCUUGUAUAUUCUAUUCAAAGCCAUUGUACUCUAACAAAUUACAUGAUUUCAGUAGAAAGGCUAAACCAAUACAUGUGCAUACCAAGUGAAGCAUCUGAAGUGAUCGACGAAAAUCGCCCCCCAUCCAAUUGGCCUAAUGUUGGUGCCAUAGAGAUACAUGAUUUGCAGAUAAGAUAUAGAGCCAACUCCCCAUUUGUUGUUGAUGGGAUUAGUUGCAGAUUUAAAGGAGGGCAUAAGAUUGGGAUAGUUGGUAGAACUGGCAGUGGAAAGUCUACUCUUAUUGGAGCUUUAUUUCGUUUAGUAGAGCCAAGUGGAGGAAAGAUUGUUGUUGAUGGCAUUGACAUCUCAACUAUUGGACUUCAUGAUCUAAGGUCUCGUUUUGGAGUGAUUCCACAAGAUCCUACUCUCUUUAAUGGUACUGUUAGAUACAAUUUGGACCCCUUAUCUCAACAUUCUGACCAUGAAAUAUUGGAGGUUCUUGGAAAGUGUCAACUUAAAGAAGCUAUUAAAGACAAAGAAAAGGGUUUGGACUCAUUAGUUGUGGAUGAUGGAUCAAAUUGGAGUAUGGGACAAAGACAAUUGUUCUGUUUGGGAAGAGCUUUACUAAGGAGAAGUCAAAUAUUGGUUCUUGAUGAGGCAACUGCUUCCAUAGACAAUGCAACUGAUAUGAUCCUACAAAAGAUUAUCAGAACUGAAUUUGCAAACUGUACUGUCAUAACUGUUGCUCAUAGGAUACCAACUGUCAUGGAUUGCAAUAUGGUUCUUGCCAUGAGUGAUGGAAAAAUAGUGGAGUAUGAUGAGCCAAUGAAGUUAAUGAAGAAAGAAAAUUCACAAUUUGGAAAGUUGGUCAAGGAAUAUUGGUCUCAUUUUCAGUCUGCUGAAUCAAAUUAGCAAUAAUGCUAACUUCUUUGUUGGAUAUAUCACUUUUAUUUUCUAUCUAUGGAAUAAGACAUAACAUCGGAAACCCAAUAAUUAUCAAUAGUGUUACAUUUUUGUUUUUGGGGUGCGUUUGGAAGUAACUCUGUAAUUAUUAGGUAGGGUAAUUACUACGGUGGUAAUUAUACAGUAUAGUAAUUAUACUAUAUUUUAAAAUACAAUGUGUGUUUGGAUA